UGUUUGGCUGUGUGUGUAAUGUUAUCUGUUCAUUCUUUGAUAGUUGAGCCGGAGAUAUGUAGAUCUGAAAUAGGAUUUUAGAUUCUAGUUUGUGGAUUCUAAGGGAAAGUUGAAAAGAGUUAUUGGGUAAUUUGGAGGAAAGACAUUUUAAUUCUCUGCUGGUUUUGGUAUUGAUUUCCUCAAAAUUGAUCAGCCGUUACUAUAUGCCUUGGCAGAUUUUCUUAUUAUGUUCUUUUCUUUGUUAUAUCAUAAAUGCAAUUACAUUAUACUGGUCGUUGGAACAGAUGGAUAUGACAAACAAAGAUGAAGAUGAUGCAAUAGUUGGAGCUGUAGCUACAUCUGUUUUAGCUUUCGGAGUUGCAAUUAAUGUAGCCUAUAAUAAUCAAAGUAGCAUUCCUAGAGAACCUUAUACGAAUAAAGAUCAAGAAAGGGAAUUUUACAUGAAUAGUAUUUUGAAUGGAAGUGAUGUUCAUUGUAUAGGACAGAUAAGGAUGAGCAAGCAUGUGUUUUAUGAACUAUGCAAUGCUCUUAGAAGAAAUAAUUUGUUGUGUUCAACCAAAAACAUGUCUAUUCAAGAACAAGUAUUAAUAUUCUUAGAGAUCGUUGGUUUUAAUGAACGAUUUCGCAAGAUUGGAUCACACUUCUAUAGGUCAAUCGAAUCUAUUCAUCGAUGCUUUCACACGGUACUUCAAGCAGUUUUGAAGCUCUACCCUAUCCUUAUAAAACCAUCAGAUGGUACUAUUCAACCGGAGAUAAGGAACAACUAUCGAUAUUAUCCAUGGUUUGCUAACUGUGUAGGAGCAAUAGAUGGCACACAUGUGCUUGCAUCUGUUCCUAUUGAACAACAAAGUAGAUUUCGUGGUCGAAAAGGCACAACAACACAAAAUGUAUUGGCUGCCAUCAACUUUAAUUUGAAGUUCACGUAUGUACUAGCUGGUUGGGAAGGAUCUGCUCAUGACUCUCGCAUAUUAAAUGAUGCAUUAGAGAGACCACAUGGGUUUCAAAUCCCCCAAGAUAAAUUUUAUCUUGGAGAUGCGGGAUAUGGACUUCGUAAGGGAUUCAUUCCUCCUUAUCACGGAGUACGCUAUCACUUACAAGAGUAUAGUGAUCGUCCUCCCCAAAAUGAAAAAGAAUUAUUCAAUCUUCGGCAUGCAUCAUUGAGAUCCUCAGUUGAACAUGCCUUUGCUAUUCUCAAGCGACGAUUCCGUGUGAUUGAUAAUGAACCCUUUUGGGACUUUAAAACUCAAGUGGAUGUGUUCAACCUCAAAAUGCUCAAAUUACUCAAAGCUCUCAAGGGAGUCAAAGCUAUCAAACCCAAAGAGAGAGACGUGAAGAAGCUAGAGAAUGCCAUUAAUGAACAAUUAGGAAUGGACUGUUCUCCUAAGCAUGUGGAGAAUCAUCUUAAAACGCUAAGAAGCACAUGGAAUACAGUGCAAACUCUACUAAACAAAAGUGGUCUUGGAUGGGAUGACAACUUGAAGAUGAUUACUGCCAGUCCCAGAGUGUAUGCAAUGCAUAUUCAGGCGCAUCCUAGUCAUGAUAAGUUCAUCAACAAGAAGAUUGAUAUGUUUGAAGAAAUGUCUCUUGUCUGUGGGAAUGAUCGAGCUAGAGGUGAUUGUGCUAAGUCAUUUGAAGAUAUAGGCUUGGAUUGUAGUUCGGAGAAAGGUAAUGAAGAUGAGAUUGAAGGACCAUCUAAGGAGAAUGGAGUGCAAGAUGUGAGUGAAACUUCUCAAGUCAAGUCAAGUCGUAAAAGAAAUCGUCCUUCUGAUGUGCAAGAUGUGGUCGGUGAUAUUUCAACAAAACUUGGAGAAGUGGCAGCGGCAAUAAGUAAGAUAGCUGAUAGCCGAUUAGAUUUGACAAGGUUGUAUGAAGAAGUUAUGGCAAUUGAAGGUUAUGGGGAAGAGUUCUUAGGGGAUGCUUUUGACUAUUUGGUACAAAGUGAUACUUUAGCUAAGGGAUUCAUGGCUAAAAAUCAAAAUCUCCGUAAGGUGUGGUUGGAAAGGUUCAAGCGACAACAUAAAUAGAAUAUAGAAGUGAAUCGG
Messenger RNA from Solanum verrucosum, 2042 nucleotides. RefSeq lists its product as uncharacterized. The transcript has 5 exons. The record is from RefSeq and is a predicted model, not a curated record. Lineage: Eukaryota; Viridiplantae; Streptophyta; Magnoliopsida; Solanales; Solanaceae. The coding region runs from base 204 to 2024 and encodes 606 amino acids.